AAGAAGAUCUCAUGCUCAAGCGACAGAAUUCGGUCUUUCUUCGUUAUCAAAAUAAAAAGUUUUCUUUACGAACUGUUGCUCAAACGUGCCCACCACCAAACGCUUUAAUCAACGGGGAGAUUACUAGGGGGGAAUCCCCUGUGUCUGAUGCAGGUGUUUCCACGAACAAUACUCAGUCUUCAGGUCAAGGUCACGGACUGAACUCCGCCGAAGAACCAUUUGGGGACGAUGGCAGGCCGCUCACAGACGUUUCGUUUCUAAGGAACAAGCCUAAACUUCUUGCCAAUAUACCGAAUCAAAACGGACAUCAGUUGAACGGUGAAUAUGUAAUAAAACCGAAUUUAGUGAAUGGCCAUACUUUGAAAUCGGUUGAAGAAACGAAAGCCACGGUGAUGACGCAGGUGCUUACGAGCAUCCAGCUCGGCGUGAGGGGAAUGCUGUCGUUCGCCAUGGAUGUUCCCGGUUUCCAAGAGUUGGACAGCGAGGACCAGGCGUCGCUUCUCAAAGCGUCCAGGUUCGACAUUUGGUAUGUGGGCCACAUCCGGUGCUUCAAUUGCACCCUCAUGGUAGGCGCCUGUGAGUGGGAGUUCCACGCGGAAGAGCUGGCCCAGGUCUGGGGCGCUGACCUGGUGGAGAUGAUAUUCCGGAUGUCGCGGCAAGGGAACCUACUGGACUUCAGCACGGAGGAGAUAGCCGUGCUACGUGCCGUCUGUCUCACCUUUACAGAUCGCUGCCCCACACUCAAGGAGAGGCAACGCGUGGAGCAGAUACACAGCUUCCUAUGGGACGUACUUAAGUACGUCGUCUCCCGUAGGCUCAAGGACUUCAACCACUGGCUAAGCAAGACCGUUAACUUCCUGUGUCUACUGAGGGAGUUUGGUAUCAAGUUCGAAUCUGCAUCUAGUCAGCUGACAUUAGACUGGGAAGUGCUCUCAAAUAAUCCGCUCCUUCUAUCGGCGUUCUUGAGUUAACAGAAGGAUAGCUGUAGGGGUAUCUACCUCGACGCGCAAUAACACUAUUGCGUAAUUCUUUGUUUGACAUAUGAGUUUUCUGUGAAAUGUCUGAUCACCAUCCAUAAAACAAGCUAAACAUGUUGGUCAUUUAUUAAAUAAAAUUAAUUCUCAGCAUUUUUACGAUAUGAAUAUAGCUUGUAGUGAGUUUCGGUUUUGCGUCAUUUUGUAAACGAGGUAAAUAACGAAAUUGUCAUGUAAGAUUUCAAAACAAAUGUACAUAUAAAACGCAAGCAUCGGAUGAUAACAUUACUAUAAAGUUACUGUAUAAUUAAAUAGACAUUAAUACUCAUCAGACAGUUUACGGAACAUAGCUCUUUGUAAAUCACUGACGACAAAAACAUGCGUGCGA
Messenger RNA from Dreissena polymorpha, 1362 nucleotides. RefSeq names its product vitamin D3 receptor-like. The transcript has 5 exons. Bases 12 to 971 code for a protein of 319 amino acids. NCBI's taxonomy places the organism in Eukaryota, Metazoa, Mollusca, Bivalvia, Myida, Dreissenidae. The record is from RefSeq and is a predicted model, not a curated record.